Molecule: messenger RNA, 664 nt
Organism: Trichoderma asperellum CBS 433.97
Lineage: Eukaryota; Fungi; Ascomycota; Sordariomycetes; Hypocreales; Hypocreaceae
Source: RefSeq, a predicted model, not a curated record
AUGGACUGAUUGACUGGCUGGCUGGUUGGCUGAUGGUCUCUUCUCUCUCGCCGAGCCCCUUUCCGUUUCCAGGCCUCUCUCGCCAGUGCAAGACCUGUCACCUCCGCGCAGCCAGUAGCGCGCGUACUCGUAAUGACCGUAUUACACACUCGCUGGAUCGCGCCUUUGCCUCAGACAAGGCCUCGACUGUCCCCGGCGCCCUCUACCUGGCGUGCGAACCCAUUGGGAACGGCCACAGGGCCACGUUCGCACUUCUCCGUGCUAUCAAACCGGUCAAUCAAACAUGCCUGGCCCACAUCUCCCUCCGUUUCUCCCCUUAACGGAGUGCCCAGCACUUCGGCCCCACCGUAUGGAAGCCUUCUGGAAGCCCUCUUGCUUCUAGUGCCAAAAUUUGCCAUGCUGUGGAGAAAAGGGCUAGCACGUUUCAGCACUUCUGCCCUUCAUUUUGCUCGUUCGUUUUUCAUGUCGGCGCUCUGGCCACCGCCCGAAGAGGACUGCACAGCCAAAAAAUCGUGGGGCACCAGGGCCACUUCUGAAAUUGGAUGCUCACCCCAGACUGGAGCCAUACAGAGCUGAGGCUGCGAAAACGAAAUGCUACUAGCAUCCAUGGCGAAUGGUGAGCGAUACAUUCCGCUCCGUACCGCAUGCUACACACGCACGCACA